AGGAGUGAACCCCUCCGUAAUCUGAACCCCGUGUUACGGUAAAAUCAGCACCUGCUCGUUUCCGGUUCUUGCACGCAACGUCGCCGCUGACGUAUUUCCGGUUAUUCUGUCGAGAUGGUCAUGGCGGAGGGCGCUGCAGUUCUUAGGAGGAAUCGGCCUGGAACCAAGGCUAAGGAUUUCUAUAACUGGCCGGAUGAAUCUUUCGAGGAGAUGGACAGCACCCUGGCCGUUCAGCAGUACAUUCAGCAGAACAUUCGGUCGGACUGCUCCAACAUCGAUAAGAUCCUGGAACCUCCAGAGGGACAGGACGAGGGGGUGUGGAAAUACGAGCACCUCAGACAGUUCUGCCUGGAGCUCAAUGGACUGGCUGUAAAGCUGCAGAGCGAGUGUCACCCUGACACCUGCACACAGAUGACGGCCACAGAGCAGUGGAUCUUCCUGUGCGCCGCCCACAAGACACCCAAAGAGUGUCCCGCCAUCGAUUACACCAGACACACGCUGGACGGAGCUGCCUGCCUACUGAACAGCAACAAGUACUUUCCCAGCAGGGUGAGCAUCAAGGAGUCGUCGGUGGCCAAGCUGGGCUCGGUGUGCCGCCGGAUCUACAGGAUAUUCUCCCACGCAUACUUCCAUCACCGGCAGAUCUUCGACAAGUACGAGAACGAGACGUUCCUGUGUCACCGCUUCACGCGCUUCGUCAUGAAGUACAACCUGAUGUCCAAGGACAACCUGAUCGUCCCCAUCCUGGAGGAGGAGGUCCAGAACGCCGCCCCCGCCGGCGAGAGCGAGGCCUAGCGGGCUCUCAUGUACAGAUCCCAGUGGAGACCCCCCCAUUCUGCUCAUAUCCAAAUAUAUAUACAUAAAUAUUUACACACACACACUACAGCAUAUUACCACUCUGCGCCCCCCCCUUGUGUCCAGCACUGUCUGCGGGUCCGGACUCAUCCUCAGGUGUUCUGGUCCUGGGUGGGAUGAAUUUAGCCCCCCCUCACCCCCAGUUUUUGUUUUCUAAAUGGACUAAAUGCAUUUUGUAACUGUCGACAUUUUCAUGUCUGUUAAUAAAAAUGAGUUAUUUAGAAGAGGGCUGCGAGCGCCAUGA
Molecule: messenger RNA, 1099 nt
Organism: Oryzias melastigma (Indian medaka)
Lineage: Eukaryota; Metazoa; Chordata; Actinopteri; Beloniformes; Adrianichthyidae
Gene: mob4
Product: MOB family member 4, phocein
Cellular component (GO): cytoplasm
Source: RefSeq, a predicted model, not a curated record